Molecule: messenger RNA, 1964 nt
Organism: Tyto alba (common barn owl)
Lineage: Eukaryota; Metazoa; Chordata; Aves; Strigiformes; Tytonidae
Gene: CTH
Product: cystathionine gamma-lyase
Biological process (GO): transsulfuration
Cellular component (GO): cytoplasm
Molecular function (GO): cystathionine gamma-lyase activity; pyridoxal phosphate binding
Source: RefSeq, a predicted model, not a curated record
CCGGCGCGGGCGGGGCUCCGGCGGUGCCUGAGGGGCCGGCGCGAGGCAGCGGUGGCGGGAGCGCGGCCAUGGAGCGCGGCGGGGCGAGGGGCUUUCUCCCGCCGUUCGCCCACUUCGCCACGCAGGCCAUCCACGCCGGGCAGGAGCCCGAGCAGUGGCGGUCGGCCGCCAUGGUGCCCCCCAUCUCCCUCUCCACCACUUUCAAGCAGCGGGCCCCCGGGCAGCACACGGGUUAUGAAUACAGCCGGAGUGGAAACCCGACCCGGGAUUGCCUGGAGAAGGCUGUGGCAGUGCUAGAUGGAGCUAAAUACUGUUUAGCUUAUGCUUCUGGCUUAGCUGCUACUUUGAAUAUAACUCACCUGUUAAAGGCAGGGGAUAAGAUUAUCUGCAUGGAUGAUGUCUAUGGAGGUACAAACAGGUACUUCAGGGAAGUCGCCAUGAAAAUGGGUUUGAAUGUAGUUUUUGUUGACUGUGCAAAAGUGGAAUGCCUGGAAGCUGCAAUUACACCAGAGACCAAGCUCGUUUGGAUUGAAACGCCCACAAACCCCACCCUGAAGGUCAUUGACAUUCAGGCCUGUGCAGAUGUGGUACAUAAGCAUAAAGAUGUUCUUCUAGUGGUAGACAACACUUUUAUGUCUGCGUAUUUCCAGCGUCCUUUGUCUCUGGGGGCUGAUAUUUGUAUGUAUUCUGCAACCAAGUACAUGAAUGGACAUAGCGAUGUUGUAAUGGGUCUUGUUUCAGUAAACUGUGAUGAUCUCUAUAAAAGGCUCAAAUUCUUACAAAAUUCUCUUGGAGGUCCGUCUCCCUUUGACUGUUACAUGUGCAGUCGUGGUUUGAAGACACUAGAAAUCCGGAUGAAACAACAUUUCCGCAACGCGUUGGCUGUCGCUCGAUUUCUUGAGUCAGAUUCCAGGGUGGAGAAAGUCAUUUUCCCAGGCCUGCCUUCACACCCUCAGCACGAGUUGGUCAAGCGGCAGUGUACGGGCUGUCCUGGGAUGGUAACCUUUUACAUCAAAGGAAAUCUUGAACAUGCUGCUACCUUUCUCAAGAAUUUAAAGGUCUUUACACUGGCUGAGAGUCUGGGAGGAUAUGAAAGCCUAGCAGAGCAUCCGGCCAUCAUGACUCACUCUUCAGUGCCUAAAGAAGAUAGAGAUGCUCUUGGAAUCAGUGAUACGUUAAUUCGCCUGUCGGUUGGUUUGGAAGAUGAAGAAGAUUUACUGGCAGACCUGGAUCAAGCUCUGAAAGCUGCGUUUGCAAACCAUAAGGCUUGACGUUUAAAACCGGAACUUGGAACUGAACAUUGAAGUGGCUGGAGAAGAUGACGUGGAUAGCCAAAUCACUAAUGAUUUUUCACUUGAUUUGCCUUUGAGAAUUUAACUGUGUUCAGUCGAACGCUGGACUCCCGGGGAGUUUUCUCUCUUUGUGCUGUCAGGUUUAUUCUGCUGAUGUCUGGCUGGGCACGGAGCGCGCUGUGGCACACAGCCCGCGCUCUCCUGCGGGUCUGUUCCUGUUGCAUCGUUAUCCUCUGGCUCUGGAAUUUAUGGAGCCAGGAAAGCUGAGUUUGCGAGGAGCUGUGGUGCACACCCGGGAAUAUUAUCCUGGCUCUCUCAGUGGAGAUUAGUGUUUCUCAUCUGUCAUGCUCAUGGUGCAAGGGUGCUCGGUCAGAAGGGUUGGCUUCUGUUACUGCUCCUCGGGACACACAGUUAAUUUUCUCAGAUUUUACGAUCCAACAGUCCCAGCUUAAAGCCUGUUGAUUUAAUGAAUGUGUUUAGAUGCUUUUUCACCUGUUGAUAUUUUAUGGAGUAUUGAAAAUUAAGAGAAAUCUAAUACCUGGUAAAACAUACUUUUUAAAGAGGAUUCUUUCCCUUUUCUAAAAGAAUCAUGUAAUGCUAAUUGUGGUAAUGAUUUGGUUUGUAUUUGGAAUGGGAAACGCUUUAAUUAAAAUAUGCUUUGAAUUUGCCUGA